AUGAACAGCUCCUUAAUCCUGUUGAGUUUUUUCAUCUCUCUGGUACUGAGCGAAUCUGUGGACCCGGAUGAAAGUCCACCAAUGAUACAUUCCCCAUCUGUGAUUAGGCCACAUCGCUUGCGAACGCACCAUCACAAGAGAGAAAUCGGUCAAAGCUGUGGCACAGAAAUAUGCCCUGAAAAUACGAUUUUUCUAUACUAUCGAUGCGACAGAACAGGGCGGGACAAAUGCCAUUGGUACCUACGGAUGUGGACAAUAGUGAUUUUUGGUGUGGUGCUUGUCAAGGCUGCAUUUGCAUGCUUUGUCUCAUUCUUUCGUUGUGUUUGCUGUUGACAUGCGGAAGAAAGCUACAACAUGAAGAACCACGGUAGCAGAAAAAAUGGAGUUGGGUGCGAGCCGCCGCACAU
Cylicocyclus nassatus is the source of this 407-nucleotide messenger RNA. NCBI's taxonomy places the organism in Eukaryota, Metazoa, Nematoda, Chromadorea, Rhabditida, Strongylidae. The record is from the annotation of a GenBank genome assembly.